Messenger RNA from Thamnophis elegans (Western terrestrial garter snake), 3233 nucleotides. RefSeq names its product eukaryotic translation elongation factor 1 alpha 1 (gene EEF1A1). Gene Ontology annotation, molecular function: translation elongation factor activity; GTPase activity; GTP binding. The record is from RefSeq and is a predicted model, not a curated record. Bases 147 to 1535 code for a protein of 462 amino acids. The transcript has 8 exons. Gene Ontology annotation, biological process: translation; translational elongation. NCBI's taxonomy places the organism in Eukaryota, Metazoa, Chordata, Lepidosauria, Squamata, Natricidae.
UGACGUGUCCCUCUGGCCGCCGCCCUCCCUGCUCAAGCUAUAUAAAGGACGCCGCUCACCCCCGUCGGUCUUUUUCGCUACGGGUUUGCCGCUGCUUCGGAGGACCUUUAUUGGAGCCGACGGAAAAGCCUAUCUAACCACCCAACAUGGGAAAGGAAAAGACCCACAUCAAUAUUGUUGUCAUCGGACACGUCGAUUCUGGCAAGUCCACCACCACUGGUCAUCUUAUUUACAAAUGUGGUGGGAUCGACAAGAGAACCAUUGAGAAGUUUGAGAAGGAAGCUGCUGAGAUGGGUAAAGGCUCCUUCAAGUAUGCAUGGGUAUUGGAUAAGCUGAAGGCAGAACGUGAACGUGGUAUCACUAUUGAUAUUUCACUCUGGAAAUUUGAAACCAGCAAGUAUUAUGUCACUAUCAUUGAUGCUCCUGGACACAGAGAUUUCAUCAAAAACAUGAUUACUGGUACAUCCCAGGCUGACUGUGCUGUCCUUAUUGUUGCUGCUGGUGUUGGUGAAUUUGAAGCUGGUAUUUCCAAGAAUGGACAAACCCGUGAGCAUGCCCUUCUGGCUUACACUCUCGGUGUAAAACAACUAAUUGUUGGGGUCAACAAGAUGGAUUCCACUGAGCCACCUUACAGCCAGAAGAGAUAUGAGGAGAUUGUCAAAGAAGUCGGCACAUACAUAAAGAAAAUCGGCUACAAUCCAGAUACAGUGGCAUUCGUGCCAAUUUCCGGCUGGAAUGGAGAUAACAUGUUGGAGCCUAGCUCUAAUAUGCCCUGGUUCAAAGGGUGGAAGGUGACUCGUAAAGAUGGUGGUGCUAGUGGAACUACACUGCUGGAAGCUCUGGACUCUAUCUUGCCACCAACUCGUCCAACUGACAAACCUCUACGCUUGCCACUUCAGGAUGUCUACAAAAUUGGUGGGAUUGGUACCGUUCCAGUCGGUCGUGUGGAAACUGGCAUUCUAAAGCCAGGCAUGGUGGUGACAUUUGCUCCAGUCAAUGUUACAACUGAAGUAAAAUCUGUUGAGAUGCAUCAUGAGGCCCUAAGUGAAGCUCUUCCUGGUGACAAUGUUGGCUUCAAUGUAAAGAACGUAUCUGUAAAAGAUGUCCGUCGUGGUAACGUUGCUGGAGAUAGCAAAAAUGAUCCCCCAAUGGAAGCAGCUGGAUUCACAGCACAGGUUAUCAUCCUGAACCACCCAGGCCAAAUCAAUGCUGGCUAUGCCCCUGUUCUGGAUUGUCAUACCGCUCACAUUGCUUGCAAGUUUGCUGAGCUGAAGGAAAAAAUUGAUCGUCGUUCUGGUAAGAAGUUGGAAGAUGGUCCAAAGUUCCUCAAAUCUGGAGAUGCUGCCAUAGUUGACAUGAUUCCCGGCAAGCCUAUGUGUGUUGAGAGCUUUUCUGACUAUCCUCCUCUGGGUCGUUUUGCUGUGCGUGACAUGAGACAGACCGUGGCUGUUGGUGUCAUCAAGGCUGUUGAUAAAAAAGCAGCUGGUGCUGGGAAGGUCACAAAGUCUGCCCAGAAGGCUCAGAAGGCUAAAUGAAAAUUCUGUACAACCGCCACCUCAGUCUUAAUCAGUGGUGGAAGCAUGGUCUCAGAACUUUUUGUCUCAAUUGGCCAUUUAAGUUUAAUAGUAAAAGACUGGUUAAUAAUUACAAUGCAUCGUAAAAGCUUCAGAAGGAAAGGAAUGUUUGUGGACCAUUUGUUUCGUGGCAGUUUCUAAGUUAUUAGUUUUUAAAAUCGGUAAUCUUUUUUUUUUAAAUGGAAACAACUUGACCAAAAUCUGUCACACAUUUUGAGACCAUUAAAAUCAAAAGUUUAAUGCAAAGUCUCUGUGUUCUUUGGGGCUAUUGGAUACACUUUGAUAUUCAAAAAUGUUGUGCUUUGCAGAGCAGUAUGGUAGCUAAAAGUAAUUAUACCUCAUUGAUUUGGGGAACGUGAUUGCAAAAGUAUUGCAGCACAGUCUUAAGCGUGAUCUUAGUUUUGUGCCAACAUUUAAGAAUUAGAAAAUAGUAAAGGCGUUAAAGCUCAAGUAUAUUGAAGGUACAACAUAACGUUUGUAGAUUCAAUUUUCAUGUUUAAUAUUCAAAAGCACAUGUAGGCAGCGACUUCCGUGUUUCUGUGCUAUUAGUAUAGGGUAGCGUUCGGUCAUAUUAAAUGGAAUUUUCAUUGGAGCAUAGUGUGAUCAUGUUGCAGGUUAUGACACAGAAAUUCACUUGAUAAAGAGUAUUUUUCAAGCUAAUUGCUGCAAGUGAAUGGGUGUUAAAUCAACUAAAAGAUCAAAUGCUGUUUUUCUGCUUUAUAAGAAAAUUCUAAGUUUAAUGUUUUCCAAGAUAAUUAUACUUCAUCUUUAGUAUAAUUCUCAAAUGAAAUUACACCCUUCAAAAAAAUCAUGACCAGUUAAACAUUUAAAAUUUUGUUUAAAAGCAAUAUUGUGCUGAGAUUAAUCUGUAUUCAGGUUCUAGGUGUUAUGCCAAAGUUGGUAGUUUAAGUCCUAUAGUAAAUGAAGUCAGUAGUGCCAUUUCCUUAGAAUAGAUCUGGUAUUUAAAUAGUGCUAUCAGAAGAAGACAUUGCUAUGCACCAUUUCGGCUUCAGAAUUUUAAUUUUCAUUUGUGGUAUCCUACAGAGAUGUGGUCAAUAAAAAAAUAUUGUAGCUUUUGUGGAGCUUCAUAAAGGACAAUAGCAUUUUAUAUUAACAUACAUGAACUGUUGGCUGUUUUUACCUAUACAGCACAAGGUGUAACAUGCAGAAUAACAAGCUUUUCUAUCCUUAAAAUACUUGGUUCCUUUCAAAUUGUUUUGAUGCUCCUGUUACAGCUGAGUAUUUUUAAAGAAUUCGUGGUGAGAGUGAAGCAUUGCUCUUUUUAAAAUGAGAACUAAAACCUGAGUUUUAAAGUUUGGAUUGUACCUUCAGUUUCUCUCCGUGUCUGACUACUAUAACUGCUAGAUAAAUGUAACAGUGAAAAAAGUAAUGACAACUUGGCAGUAUUAUUUUCAAGGAAUAACAGUUUGAAGAAAUGACAUGUAAUAAGUACUUAGCAAAGCUACUUUCAAACCAUGAAAGCCUUAGAUUUAAAAUAAAGAUUAGGGGGAAAAAAGUAAUUUCAGAAAGUUAUUUUUAACUGUUAGCCUCAAGUGGGCAGAUGAAAGUACUGCUGCAUUGUCCAGUGGUGUUUUCCAUUUGUUAUUUAAAAGGGCUUGGACCAAAAAAAAACCCACUGAGAAACAUUGAAGGCAAACA